CUCUCUUUCUCUUCACUUCUUUUCUCUAUACCCUCCUCUCUCUUCGCCCUCUUUCUAUCUUUCUAUAAUCUUCAUCAUGGCCAACCCUCCCCACGGCGGUGUCCUCAAGGACCUCAUCGCCCGCGAUGCCCCCCGCCACGACGAGUUGACCGCGGAGGCCGAGAGCCUGCCUGCUGUCAUCCUCUCUGAGCGUCAGCUGUGCGACCUGGAGCUUAUCAUGAACGGUGGCUUCAGUCCUCUUGAGGGUUUCAUGAACCAGAAGGAUUUCGACAGUGUCUGCGAAAACUGCCGUCUGGCCGAUGGCAACCUCUUCUCCAUGCCCAUCACCCUCGAUGCCUCCCAGCAGGUCAUCGACGAGGGAAAGCUGCAGGCCGGCUCUCGUGUCACCCUCCGUGAUUUCCGUGAUGAUCGCAACCUGGCUAUCUUGACCAUUGACGACAUCUACCGUGCCGACAAGGCCAAGGAAGCCAAGCUGGUCUUUGGCGGCGAUGAGGACCACCCCGCCAUCAAGUACCUCAACAACAACGUCCAGGAUUUCUACAUCGGUGGUAAGGUUGAGGCUAUCAACAAGCUGAACCACUACGACUAUGUCGCCCUCCGCUACACCCCCGCGGAGCUGCGCAUCCACUUCGACAAGCUCGGCUGGAACCGAGUUGUCGCUUUCCAGACCAGAAACCCCAUGCACCGUGCUCACCGUGAGCUGACCGUCCGCGCCGCUCGCGCCCGUCAGGCCAAUGUCCUGAUCCACCCCGUCGUCGGUCUCACCAAGCCCGGUGACAUCGACCACUUCACCCGUGUCCGUGCCUACGAGGCUCUCCUGCCCCGCUACCCCAACGGAAUGGCCGUCCUGGGUCUGCUGCCCCUCGCCAUGCGCAUGGGUGGUCCCCGCGAGGCCAUCUGGCACGCGAUCAUCCGCAAGAAUCAUGGUGCCACCCACUUCAUUGUCGGCCGUGAUCACGCUGGCCCCGGUAAGAACUCCAAGGGUGAGGAGUUCUACGGCCCCUACGACGCCCAGCACGCCGUCGAGAAGUACCGUGAGGAGCUCGGCAUCGAGGUCGUCGAGUUCCAGCAGGUCACCUACCUGCCCGACACCGACGAGUACAAGCCCAAGGACCAGGUCGCCCCCGGCAUCAAGACCCUGGACAUCUCCGGUACCGAGCUGCGCAACCGUCUGCGCACCGGCGCCCACAUCCCCGAGUGGUUCUCCUACCCCGAGGUCGUCAAGAUCCUGCGCGAGGCCAGCCCGCCCCGCGCCUCGCAGGGUUUCACCAUCUUCCUGACCGGUUACAUGAACUCGGGCAAGGACGCCAUCGCCCGUGCCCUGCAGGUGACCCUGAACCAGCAGGGCGGCCGCGCCGUCACCCUGCUGCUCGGUGACACCGUCCGCCACGAGCUGUCCUCCGAGCUGGGCUUCAGCCGCGAGGAUCGCCACAAGAACGUGCAGCGCAUCGCCUUCGUCGCCGGUGAGCUGACCCGCUCCGGCGCCGCCGUCAUCGCCGCCCCCAUCGCCCCCUACGAGCACUCCCGGAAGGCCGCCCGCGAGGCCGUCGCCGGCCUGGGCGGUUCCUUCUUCAUGGUCCACGUCAACACCCCGCUCGAGUACUGCGAGCGCACCGACAAGCGCGGCAUCUACUCCAAGGCCCGCGCCGGUGAGAUCAAGGGCUUCACCGGUGUCGACGACCCCUAUGAGGCUCCCACCAACGCCGACCUCGUCGUCGACGUCUCCAAGCAGAGCGUCCGCAGCAUCGUCCACGAGAUCAUCCUCAUGCUCGAGACCGAGGGCUACUUUGACCGCGCUUAAAUCGGUCAACUUCGUUCUUAGAUCUUGAUUUUUUCUUAUACUUCUGAUUUUUUUUAUUUUUAUUUUGUCUUAAGCCGGAAAUGGGAAUGGGAAUGGGUCCCUUAUUUUUAUUUUUCUGUACAGAUUUAGAGAUAGAAUCUCUAAGAUGAUCUCUUUUUUUCAUAAUAGAAUCGAAUCACUCUGAAAUUGAAUUGAU
Molecule: messenger RNA, 1997 nt
Organism: Aspergillus campestris IBT 28561
Lineage: Eukaryota; Fungi; Ascomycota; Eurotiomycetes; Eurotiales; Aspergillaceae
Gene: sC
Product: sulfate adenylyltransferase
Exons: 5
Coding region: 77-1801 (574 amino acids)
Biological process (GO): sulfur amino acid metabolic process
Cellular component (GO): cytoplasm
Molecular function (GO): adenylylsulfate kinase activity; sulfate adenylyltransferase (ATP) activity; ATP binding
Source: RefSeq, a predicted model, not a curated record